UACAAUUUCCCUGCUCCGCGCAAAAUGCCAAUAAUUGUUUUGUUAGGAAUGUUGAGUAUAUUUUGCGAAUUGGAAUCUCUAAAGAGACUUGAAGUUUAAAUUGUAAUAUUGUCUGCAAUUAUUCUUUUUGAUACUUUUAUAAAUAUUUGUGAUAGUGAAAAGAUAUUUGUUACAAUUACAUUCUGAAUCCGGCAUAUUAUUUUCAUUUUAUUCUUCCACAAGGAUGCAGAGAAAACAGGGCUUUCCCGUUGCGAACUGCAGCAUAAAAAUGCCGGACAGCAAUGGCAUGCCUAUUGAGGGAUUAUUGGAAGACGAGGAGCCAUUGCAACGGCGGCAACAGCUUAUCAAUUUUGGCCAUGCACAGUGGGGCUUCAAUAACUGGAGCUGGUCUGUCACCAAGCAAGAUUUAGAUUUUGUGGAGUUGUCAAAUGGCAAAUACACAGCUGGGGUAGUAGCUUUCGUGUCAGUCAAAGUUAAGACUGUCGACAUACACAGGGAAAACAUUGGCUAUGCAACCUCUCUUGCACCAAACAAAGGAGCUGCCAUCCAUAGGGCUAGGAAGUGCGCCGUCACCAAUGCGCUCCGCGAGACAUUGCUCUCCUUCGGCGGCGCCGUCGCGACCGAGCUCGCCGAGUUGCUCGACGCGCAUCGGCUGGAGCCCGUCGAGCCACUCCCCGAGAAUAACCCCAACGCGCUCAAUAGGCUCGCCGAGCCGAGGAACUCGCCCAAGCCCAGCGCUCGCAAGGAACCCGUGCCGCCCUGCGUCAACGUGAAGAGCGCCACCAUCCCGCCCGUGGCCAAGGCGCACCCGAUGCCCGCCAACCUGCCGCCGGCCGCCAACCGCGCGCCGGCCGCCAACGCGCCGCGAGCGCCGCCCGCGCCCCCCGCGCCGCCCGCGCCUCCCGCGCCCUCCGUGCCGCCCGUGCCGGCGCCGCAGCGGCCCGGCUCCAACGUAAGUUUCGUGCUGCAGCCGGUGCCGUGCGCGCCGCUGUUCGGCGCCCCGCCGCGCCUGGCGCCGCCGGCCGCGCCGCCGCUGUUCCCCAACUACUACGAGUACGCGGGCCCGUGGCACUUCGCCUACGAGCCGCUGGAGCGCGCGCCGGCCAACGUGAACCUGAACUUCCCGCCGCGCAACCUGCUGGUGGGCCGCGAGUGCAAGGCGCGCGAGGAGCACUUCGCGCCUCCCCCGCAGGGCUGCUGGAUCAAGCCGACCAUCUUCUACGACGGCUUCUGGACGGAGCAGAAGGUGAAGAGGUGGGUCGCGGAGCAGGUCGAGAAGCAGUUCCCGGAGGACGCGCACAAGACGUCGUCGCCGGGCCCGCCGGCCUCCAAGCCGUGAGCGGGGAGUGAGUAUUCGACGGUCUCGCCUCGGGAGCGGACACUAUUUUAUAUCGAAUUUUUGGAUGUCUCUAGGCGUAGAUUUAGAUUUAAUCUUGAAAAUGUCCAGACCUAGGUUGCGUUCUCGUUCCACUCUGUAGAGUAUUAAGUAGAAAGGUUGACUUUCAUACAUCGAGAUGUGUUCACAGAGACACGUAGGGAAUCUCAUUCUUAAGGAGUUUCGUCAGUGUAGUAUUGUUUUAGUUACUACUAAAGAUAACUAUACUAUAGCCCAAUCACGUGUUGCAAAAGUUUUGAUAAUUCUUGUACACUUGGCACGACGCGACUUGCGAUUUUUAAUCCUCUAAGGAUACUAUUAAAUACUAUAUGAUACCGAGUGUGGUGUACCGUGUAGUUAUUAGAGUAAAUGAGAAUGUUUAUGCAUUUUUGCACUCUAAUCUUACCUGUAUUAGAUUUAUAAUUUUUUAAUGUGAUGUUUUUAUCACAAUGUAAAAUUAAUGGAAUUGCAGAUGUAUAAUAUUUAUAGUCUAAGGUAAGACUUUGUGUGGUAUUUCAUUAUAUGUUUUUAUCAAAAUAAAACAUUUGAAA
Molecule: messenger RNA, 1926 nt
Organism: Vanessa atalanta (red admiral)
Lineage: Eukaryota; Metazoa; Arthropoda; Insecta; Lepidoptera; Nymphalidae
Product: DNA repair protein RAD52 homolog
Exons: 4
Coding region: 224-1339 (371 amino acids)
Biological process (GO): double-strand break repair via homologous recombination; double-strand break repair via single-strand annealing; mitotic recombination
Cellular component (GO): nucleus
Source: RefSeq, a predicted model, not a curated record